AUGGACGGCACCGGCGCGCGGGACGACUCCUUCUUCGGCCCAGUACCUGCAACACCAGGCGCGAUUCGGCGCACUGGUCGCUUCCUCCAGCUCCGCCGCAACCGCCCUGCGUUAGAUACGACCGCCGACAGCAGCGACCUCACCCUCGCUGAUGAGAGCUACCUCGCCGGAGCUGCGGGCGGGAAUGUGGCAAACUUGACGCUGGGAAGUGAGGGAGUACCAGCGGCUGUUGACGAGUCGUACGAGCAGGCGGACGAGACGCAAGAAGCCCAGCCGGAGGAGGAGGAAGAGCAGGAGGGCGACACGACGUACCCCGAUAGCGAGAGCUCGGCCGCCUUCGACCCCGACGAGGACCCAGAGGGCUGGGCCGAGCGGCUCGAUGAGCUUGCGGGCAUUCUGGAAGUCAGCGAGGAGGAGGCGCGGGCUUUGCGCUGGGGUCCAGCGAUCGGGCUAGAGAAGGACGAGCUGACAACAGCCCCUGACCUCUCGCUCGACGACUUCCGCCAGGUGAUCGAUCACCAUCUGGAAGCAACCGAGUGGCGCUUCGACACCGACACGCCGGUGCCGAACUCGCUCGCGCUCGUGCUCCCAACGCAAGGCAUGGCGCCGCUCGACGAGCACCCGAUCCGCGUCCUCGGGCGAAGGUGGGGCGGUUCCGUCGCCGGAGAGCGUAUCGACACGGUGCAGGGAUUGCAGCAGAUUGCCCUCGACAAUGGGCUGGGGACGCUGCACCCGCUGAAUUUCUAG
Molecule: messenger RNA, 747 nt
Organism: Trichosporon asahii var. asahii CBS 2479
Lineage: Eukaryota; Fungi; Basidiomycota; Tremellomycetes; Trichosporonales; Trichosporonaceae
Exons: 2
Coding region: 1-747 (248 amino acids)
Source: RefSeq, a predicted model, not a curated record